Molecule: messenger RNA, 4182 nt
Organism: Chlorocebus sabaeus (green monkey)
Lineage: Eukaryota; Metazoa; Chordata; Mammalia; Primates; Cercopithecidae
Gene: METTL24
Product: methyltransferase like 24
Source: RefSeq, a predicted model, not a curated record
UAGGUCCGCAGGAGCAGUCUCCCAUGGAAGCAUGGAAAAUGAAAGAGUAAAGCAAGGAAAAAAAGAAAAGUGACCACAGCUUAAAAAAUUCUAAACUCAAACUCAAACCUAAAACCCAAACGCACCCCAACUGGGUUGUGGGAAAGGAUUCUACUAACAGUUGAAAAUGGAACAUCCACCACUGGACUUCAGGCUGUGAGAGUUCAGUCUGAUUAAUUAAGGUCAAGGUGGUGAUGGAAAUACCAGCUGGGGAGCAUUUUGCCGAAAGAUAAAUUUGUCCCUCUGUGUUUCUGCGAGACAGCAGGGAGGUGUGUGUUUGGAGCUAAAUUAAUUUGAUUUACAUCAUGCCAUGGUAACUUCUGUUCUCUCCCCACCCCCACCCCCCACCCGCUGUCAGAUGUCUUAGCUGGCUUUUUCCCUCUCCUUGUUCACCCCCACACAUUUCAUAACACGGAAAGAAAGUACGAAUUGGCUUCAGGCAGAAUUUAGAUAUAGAAUAACUCUAAUUUGAUUAUUCUGCAUUGAGUGCUAUUCUCUUCUCCCCAAUCCCUUCUUUCUUGAGAGAGAGAGAGAAGUUGUAAACCCGGGCUUAAGUGCUAUUUAUUUUUAUAUUGUGCUUAACGGUACAAACUGCUUGACUGUUCCUUGUAUGCUCACCUACCCUCCUCCUGUGUUUCUCCAACAACACUAAUAACAGAAAAUGAAGCUAUGGCCCGGGAUCCCGUUAGGAAUGCGCUUUUUCUGGCCUGUAUCUUUCAGCUCCGUCAGGCUUUGGAAGCCAGAGCGGAGGGCACCUCUUGAGGGACCCUGCACAACCGGGCCCUGGCACCUCCGGAGCGACGGAGAGGGCGCCCUGUUACCGCGCUCAGCCCACCACCCUUCCAGCGGCGGGGCGCGCUCGGCAGGACAGGAUAAGGUUACGCCGAGGCUUCCUCGGUCGGGAGGGAGGGAGGCGGGUCUGAGCCCGCGCCCCGGCCCGCGGGGGAGUUCCCACAGUUGGCCGCUCCGGCCUGCGGGGCUACAUCCCUGCUGCCGGUCAGGCGCGGCCCGCGGGACCCCAAGGGUAGCGCCAUGGCCCGGGAGAGGCCUCCCGGGAGGGGCUGCGGCACCCUGCGCCGGUGUCUACUCGGGGCCGCGCUGUUGCUCGGCCUGCGGCUGUGCGCGGAGCUGCGGCGCGCCGGGCCCGGGUACCCAGCCCGCAGCGCUCUGCCGGGCCCGGCCUGGCGGCCACCUGGGCCGCACCUGCAGCCUGCGCCGGGCUCGCCGCGUGGCGCCAGCAGGAGGCAGGUGACCUACGUGCGCAGUGGGCGCCGGGCGCCGCCGGGGGGCGGCGGGAGCGGGACGCCGGAGCCUGGCUGCUGUGCCCCGCGCGGGCGCCCCCGCCGGAAGGGUCCGCGGUGGCAUAUAGAUCUCCAGCCUUGGGCAGGCCCUGCUCAGUCCCUGGAUGAAGAAGCCUGGAGGUUCCUGAGAUAUAUCAGCACCACCCAGAUUGCAUGCAAUCACAUGAAUACAGACAGCCUGGCUACUGACUCUAGUCCUACACACAAGCCCUGGUCAGUGUGUCUUGACGACAGGUUCAAUUUAGCUCAUCAAAUCCGCAACAAGCAGUGCCGCCUCUACUCCUUAGGGCUGGGAAGUGAUGAUACCCAUUUUGAGGUCAGCAUGGCUAACAAUGGAUGUGAAGUGCAUCGUUUUGAUCCUAGUGUCAAGUCAGCUCACAUUCUGGAGAGUCAGCACCUUUGGUAUCACCGCUUGUCGAUUGACUGGCGGGAUCCCCAUCCAGCUGUUGCUGCCCAAAAACCACAUAGCAACACCAGAAAACUGGGAAGCAUUUUGAAUGAAUUUGGGCAUCACAAGAUUGACGUUCUCAAGGCAGAUCUGGAAAGUGCAGAAUGGAAAGUUUUGGAAAAUCUUAUUCUGGAAGAUGUUCUUGAGCGGAUUGGACAGCUCAUCUUUGAGAUCCAUCUCCACUGGCCUGGGUUUGAGGUCAGUGGCAGUGACAGCAGCGUCGUGAGGUUCUGGUACAGCCUUCUCAAAGAGUUAGAACAAAAGGAUUUCAGACUUUUUCACAGUUAUAAAGAUUUAUCUAAACCUCAGCUAUUCUUGAAGAAAGACAUUUUCAAUGCAAGUAGCUGUUACACUCUGAGUUGGGUGAAUACAAGAUGGAAAUAGGAUGCAGGAUGUCAUCAAGAGCACAAGAAAAUAUUUGAAGAAUGGAGCAUGUCUGCGAUUCUAAUCAUGAGUUUACUCAUCCAGUCUCCCGCUAGCCUGUGCCCUGCUUGAGGCAGGGAGUGUGUUAUUGCCUUUGCAGUGCAUGCAGCCUGGUGCUUGGCAUGUGAUAGGGGCACAGUUAAUACUUGUUAAAGGGAUGAACACAGUCACCCCUAUUUGCCCAGACUCUUCCUUCACCGUAACCUGGAAGAUUAUCCCCCAUUCAUCUCAGUUUUCCCUAAAAUUCUCUGUGUAUCUGUAAUCUAUGAAUUCACCAACAUUGAAAUGAAAUUAUAUACAUUUCCUUUUUUACUAGGUUGGUGAGAUUUUUAAGUUCUUCGCCUAAUGUUUAAAAUAGGGUUUUAAAUUUGAAUUUGACUCUGCUUUUUCAAGAUUUUUCUUAUUUACCUUGUCAGUGAUAUUCUUUACAACAUUGUUGAUUUCAGUCAUUCCUUCUCAGCCUUUGCUGAGGCCAUGCUGUGGCUUUAUAAGCAGCAAUACUUCUGAUUUCUGGGAACUCGGAUGCACCAAAUUCUGUCACUGAGUUAAAGAGACUAGACUAUCAAGAGUUUCAACUCGAAGGUGUAAGUUCCAGUUCGAGACCAAGUCUGAAGGCAGGAGACCCAUGUCCCAGCUUGAAGACAGCCAGACAGAAUGAAUUCUUCCUUACUCUGCCUUAGGUUCUAUUUAGGCCUUCAAGUGGUUGCAUGAGGUCCACUCACACUGAGGUGAAGAAUCUGCUUUAUUCAGUCUACUGAUUUAAAUAUUAAUCUCAUCUAGAAAUAUCCUCAUAGAUAUACCUAGAAUAAUGUUUAACUAAAGAUCUGGACACCCUUUAGUCCAGUUAAGAUGACACAUAAAAUUAACCAUUGUAGGUAGGUAGGUAGAUGGAUAGAUAGAUAGAUAGAUAGAUAGAUAGGUUUUCCUACUGGCAUGUUUCACCAUUUUCUUGACUCACAUAUUCUUGUUUCCACCUGGCUCCUUCAGUCUGUGCUCUCCUCGCUGAAGUAAGUCCUUUAAUGCUUACUUCAUUAUGAGUCCAUGAGUGAUAUGGUUUGGCUAUGUCCCCAACCAAAUCUCAUCUUGAAUUGUAGUUCCCAUAAUCCCCACAUUAUGUGGGAAGGACCUGGUGAGAGGUAAUUGAAUCAUGGGAGUGGUUUCCCCCAUGCUAUUCUCGUGAUACUAAGUUCUCAUAAGAUCUGAUGGUUUUAUAAGGGGCAUCCCCCUUCACUUGGCUCUCAUUCUUCUCCUUCCUGCUGCCGUGUGAAGAAGGAUGUGUUUGCUUCCCCUUCCACCAUGACUGUUUCCUGAGGCCUCCCCAGCCAUGCUAAACUGUGAGUCAAUUCAAUUUCUUUCCUUUAUAAAUUACUCAGUCUCAGGUAUAUCUUCAUAGCAGUGUGAGAAUGGACUAAUACAGUGGGUAUUACACUUUUUAGAUUUUACAUAUUUGAAAAAGCACUUGCUUUUCAUACCUGAAUAAAGUUUAUUUGUGCACAGGCAAAAAAAAAAGAGCUUCAACUCAAGAUGUUUUUUAUACUCAACCUUAAUUCCCCUUCACUUCCUAUUAAACUAAGCACAGAGCAGGAUCUGGGUAUCUUUGCUCUUGCCUCUUCUGCCUUCAAACGUGAUUUUUCCACCCACAGACUUGCCUAUGCUGUCAAAUCUUUUUUUAAAAAUACGUUAUGUCUAAUAAUGUUAAGUGCAUUUUUCUUUACUCCCAGUUGGCAUCACUUACACAACUGUGGCCUGAGGACCAUCGUCUCAUUUUCCUAGGAUAGUUAGACAGUUUUUCAAUAGCACCAAUCCUUUCUACAUUAAAAAUUAAAUGGAAAGUUUAGGUUAUCAGUGGUUCAAAUGCUCUCUCUCAUUACUAUUUACAGGAUUAAUUUUCCAAAAUCCUAUUUCAAAUAAAUAGCAUAAAAAACAAAUUAUUACUUUAUUGUCAAUUAAAUAUAUUUUUUGGCAUUUUUA